CUUGGUGUUCAACCGUGCAUCGUGUGUGGUUGAUAGCAGAAGCUCCAUUACUUGCUCCAACUAUCGACUACUCAUUUUUUACAAGAGCGUAAAACACUUUUCUAGACUUCAAAAUGCGUGAAUGUAUCUCAAUCCACGUUGGCCAGGCUGGAGUCCAAAUUGGUAAUGCCUGUUGGGAAUUAUAUUGUCUGGAGCAUGGCAUUCAGCCUGAUGGUCAGAUGCCAUCAGACAAAACUAUUGGAGGAGGUGAUGACAGUUUCAACACUUUCUUUAGUGAAACAGGUGCCGGAAAACAUGUUCCCAGAGCUGUUUUCAUCGACUUAGAGCCAACAGUAGUCGACGAGGUUCGCACAGGCACUUACCGUCAACUCUUCCAUCCAGAACAGUUGAUCACAGGCAAAGAAGAUGCUGCAAAUAAUUAUGCUCGCGGUCAUUACACGAUCGGCAAAGAGAUUGUUGAUCUCGUAUUGGACCGUAUUCGCAAACUCGCAGACCAAUGUACCGGACUCCAAGGUUUUCUUAUUUUCCACUCGUUUGGAGGUGGUACCGGCUCUGGCUUCACAUCGCUGUUGAUGGAACGUCUGUCCGUGGAUUAUGGAAAGAAGUCGAAAUUGGAGUUCGCAAUUUAUCCAGCACCCCAAGUGUCUACUGCUGUGGUUGAACCCUACAAUUCAAUCCUGACCACUCACACCACUUUAGAACAUUCCGAUUGUGCAUUUAUGGUCGAUAAUGAGGCUAUUUACGACAUCUGCCGCCGUAACCUGGAUAUUGAGAGACCAACGUACACCAACUUGAAUCGUCUGAUUGGACAAAUCGUUUCUUCCAUUACUGCCUCGCUUCGAUUCGAUGGCGCUCUCAAUGUCGACCUGACGGAAUUCCAAACUAACUUAGUACCUUAUCCCAGAAUUCACUUCCCUCUGGUAACCUACGCGCCAGUCAUUUCUGCAGAGAAGGCUUACCACGAACAGCUGUCGGUCGCAGAAAUCACGAAUGCCUGCUUUGAGCCAGCCAAUCAGAUGGUAAAAUGUGACCCACGACAUGGAAAGUACAUGGCGUGCUGUAUGUUGUACAGAGGAGACGUUGUACCUAAGGAUGUUAAUGCAGCCAUCGCCACUAUCAAGACAAAGCGUACCAUCCAAUUCGUAGAUUGGUGUCCAACUGGGUUCAAAGUUGGUAUUAACUAUCAACCACCCACGGUUGUACCAGGUGGUGACCUCGCUAAAGUACAGCGAGCUGUCUGCAUGUUGUCGAACACCACAGCUAUCGCUGAAGCUUGGGCCCGUCUUGAUCAUAAAUUUGACUUGAUGUACGCCAAGAGAGCAUUCGUUCACUGGUACGUCGGUGAGGGUAUGGAGGAAGGUGAAUUUUCUGAAGCACGUGAAGAUCUUGCUGCUUUGGAGAAGGAUUAUGAAGAAGUUGGUAUGGAUUCUGCAGAAGGUGAGGCAGAAGGAGCCGAAGAAUAUUAAACUCAUCAUCAAGGUUUUUCAAUGACGUCUUCAUCAAUGAUGAAUAAAUAAAAUAACAGAAUUUGCAAUUGUUA
This is a messenger RNA of Megachile rotundata (alfalfa leafcutting bee), 1540 nucleotides long. RefSeq names its product tubulin alpha-1 chain. The record is from RefSeq and is a predicted model, not a curated record. Gene Ontology annotation, cellular component: microtubule. Gene Ontology annotation, molecular function: GTP binding; structural constituent of cytoskeleton. Gene Ontology annotation, biological process: microtubule-based process. Lineage: Eukaryota; Metazoa; Arthropoda; Insecta; Hymenoptera; Megachilidae.